Acaulospora colombiana is the source of this 771-nucleotide messenger RNA. Lineage: Eukaryota; Fungi; Glomeromycota; Glomeromycetes; Diversisporales; Acaulosporaceae. The record is from the annotation of a GenBank genome assembly.
AUGUGUUUCCUGAGUGCGACACUAUUAAAAGUCGUAAGCGGCGGUUGGUUUACCUUAUCUGUUGCCGUGAUACUGUGUUCUGUCAUGAUGUUGUGGAAGUGGGGAACAACUCGCAAAAUCGAAUUUGAACUUAGUCACAAGACUAAGCUUGGUGAUAUAUUUGACGGAAAAACUUUAAAUGGCCAUGGAAAUAGAUUGGAAGAGGACGAUGGGGAAAUCGAUGAACUUACAAGACCUCAACUUCGUCUUUUGGAUACAAAAUUCCCGGUGAACCGUCUCCCUGGGAUUGGACUCUUUUAUAGAGAAGCUGGCAUGGGAGUUCCACUGUCAUUUAGUCAUUUUGUUGAACAUUUUCCAUCUCUCCCCGAAAUUGUUGUCUUCAUCACAAUACGGCCAGUUGCCGUUCCCAUCGUCGGGGAAGAGGAUCGACUGGUUGUACAAAAGAUUGGGAAUUAUGAAGGUAUGUAUCAGGCAAUCGCAAGAUACGGUUACAUGGAGGCUGUUGAUCAAGGUGACCAGUUUAUAUCAAGAUUGGUGAACGCAAUAAGUAUUUCUGAUCCUACAAAAACAAGCAUAAGAAAUAACGAAAAAGAAGUUAUCACCUAUGUUAUAAGUCAGCCUUCGUUUAUUUCGAGAGAAAAUUCGCCAUGGUGGAGGAAUGUUUUCAUAGCUUGGUAUCGUUUCAUUGCAACCAAUUCACGUCAAAUACACGGGACUUGGCAUAUUCCAGUCGAUGAUCUCAUCGAUGUUGGAAUGAAGGUCCCGCUUUAA